UGAGUCGACCCUCGGAGCUUGCGGUGCUUUUGGCCUCGCGGCCUUCUCUCUGUGACGGGACCUCGCCGGCCGUGCCGGGCCUCGGGUCGCCCAUGCCAUGGCACGCAAGAAGGAGCCCCAGCCUGUGCCGGCGCCAUGCCAAGGCCUUGUGGAGGCGGGCUCUGGUUGCUUCUCCCCCCAGCUGGGACCGGAGGGCAGGAUGUACCUCAUCAGGGAGUCCAUCAUGCCGAUGCUGCAGCUCACGCAGCAGGAGACGCCCAUCGUCUGGCGUUCCUUCAAAUGCCCCAGGGGCCAGGAGUUGGAGGGCCUCGGCAAGAAGACCCUGGGCAGCCGGAUCCGGGGCUUCUCCCAGUCCGUGGCGCGUGUGAAGCGCUUCGUGGAAGAGGAGGCCAAGCAGCCGGAGGUGGAUCCGCAGACUGUGGGCUCCCACAAGCUAGUCCUGUGGACCCCACCGGCGGAUGACCCGGAGAGGCGCAAGGAGGUGGUGGUGGACUUCGACGUAUCUUGCAAGCUGCGGGAACACCAACGCAUCGGGGUCCAGUUCCUCUUCGACUGUCUCAUGGGCCUGAAAGACUUCAACGGCUGCGGCUGCAUCCUCGCCGAUGACAUGGGUCUGGGCAAGACCCUGCAGUCGGUGGCGGCCAUUUGGACCUUGCUGACGCAGGGGGGGCCCAAUGGCCGGGGCUGCUGCCGGAAGGCGCUGGUGCUGUGCCCGGCCUCGUUGGUGAAGAACUGGGCGGGGGAGUUGGACAAGUGGCUCCACGGCAAGUGCAAGUACACGGCCUGCGCGGUAACUGGCUCGGCGCAGGUGAGCGGCACCUUUGGGGCCUUUAAGUACGACCGCGAGUCCCGGGUGCUGAUCGCCUCUUAUGAGACCUUCCGCAACCAUGCGCGGGAGGUGGAAGAUGCGGGCAUCGAUCUUAUCGUUUGCGACGAAGCUCAUAAGCUGAAGAACGACGAGGCAGCGACCACGCGGUGCAUCUCCGGAUUGGCGGCCAAGCGGCGCCUGCUCAUCUCCGGGACGCCCAUCCAGAACAGCCUUGAGGAGUUCUUCACCUUGGUGAGCCUGGCCAAUCCAGGCGUCUUCGGGGAGCUUCAGGAGUUCCGAAGGCGCUUCGCGAACCCCAUCCUGAAGGGGCGCGAGCCCACCGCCACCGCCGCAGAGCGCCAGAAGGCGGAGGAGAUGCUAGCAGAGGUCUCCCGCGUCACAGACAAGUUUAUCCUUCGGCGCACGAACCGUCUGAACGCACGCUUCCUGCCGCCCAAGCAGAUCUUCAACGUGUUUGUGAUGCCCACAGACUUCCAGCGGCGGCUCUAUCGGAGCUUCCUGAAGUCCAACAUCGCCAGGAAGCUGCUGGAAGAGAACUGCAAGAUGACGCGCUCGGUGUUGGGCACCAUCAAGAAGCUGCAAGGCCUGGUGAACCAUCCCUACCUGGUGCGCUCUUCCACCCAGAAGCUCGAGGCGGGCUUUGACGAUGAAGAGACAAAGGCCAUGUUCGGGGAGAUCGAUCGCAUGGAUCAGGGCCUCAAGGGCGCGAAGCCGGUGCGGGAGGAGCUGUCCGGCAAGCUGGCGCUGGUGCAUCAGAUCCUUUCGGCCAUCCGCGCGUCCAAGAGCGGGGACCGCAUAGUCCUCAUCUCCAACUGGACGCAAACCCUGGACCUGAUCGAGAGAAUGUGCGGGCAGUACAAGUGGCCCACCCACCGCCUGGACGGAUCCAUGGCCAUCUCCAAGCGGAUGAAGCUGGUCACCGACUUCAAUCGCCCGGAGAACGACCAGGCUUUUGCCUUCCUCCUCUCCUCGAAGGCUGGAGGCUGCGGGCUGAAUCUGAUCGGCGCGAACCGGCUGGUGAUGUUCGACCCGGACUGGAACCCAGCCAACGACAGGCAGGCCAUGGCGCGGGUGUGGCGGGAUGGCCAGAAGAAGCCCUGCUACAUCUACCGGCUCUUCACCACGGGCACCAUCGACGAGAAGGUCUACCAGCGCCAGAUCUGUAAGGACGGCCUCUCCAACAUGAUGGUUACUGAGACAGGCGAGGACGAGGCGCAGAUGACCGAGAGCUUGGCCUCGGAUGAGGUGAAGGAUCUCUUCACAUUCUCGGAGAAGACCGCCUGCGCCACCCACGACAUGUUGAGCUGCCAGCGCUGCUCUACGGACGCGCCCUCUGCGGUGCCGCAGGAGGAGGAGGUCUUGGAGGAUGACCUGCGCACCUGGUCUCACCACCCAGGCGCCGAGGGCAUCCAGGACGACAUCCUGCAGGAGGCCUCCAAGCAGCUCUCCGCCCUGCGUAGCUGGACCCGAGGACACGCUGCGCGCGGAGUGCCUCUGGGCGGUAUUUCCUUUACGAUGGGCUGCCACAUCGAGUACACGAAGGAGCAGAUCGCCAAGCUGGAGGCGGAGGAGAGACAGGAGCAGGAGAAGCGGAAGGCCCAGGCAAAGCCGACGCCUACUCCGGUGCGCGCAGAGGUGAAAGCCAGCCGAGCGCAAGAGCAAGAGCCGCCUGCACAGGCAACGACGGCUCAAAAGCCUCAGGCCAUGCCCAAGCAGCAGGUCAAAGCAAGCCGAGCAGGAGAGCAAGAGCCGCCUGCGCAGGCAGCGCCAGCACGUGCUCAAGCGUCUGAGGUGAAAGCCAGCCGAGCACGAGAGCAAGAGCCGCCUGGGCAGGCAGCGCCAGCACGUGCUCAAGCGUCUGAGGUGAAAGCCAGCCGAGCACGAGAGCAAGAGCCGCCUGCGCAGGUGAAAGCCAGCCGAGCACGAGAGCAAGAGCCGCCUGCGCAGGCAGCGCCGGCUCAACCUCGAAAGUCUGAGAUGAAAGCCGGCUGUGCGCGAGAGCAAGAGCCGCCUCAGGCCAAAGCAAGUCGGACACGUGAGCCACCUCAGGCGGCGCCAGCACGUGCUCAGGCAUCUGAGGUGCCAAAGCAAGAGGAUGGGCCAGCGGCGAAGCGGCUGAGGCUCGACCCAGGCCCAGUGCCAGUGCGGCGCAGCGCGCGCCUGCUGAAGCAAUGAGGCACAAUCUGCUGGAGCAAAGCUUGAUGAUUGUACAGCAUGGGGUAGCGGCACUGCUAGGGUGAGCAAUGUCAUGCACGAGCUGGCUGUCUCCCCUUCGCCCAGAC
Effrenium voratum is the source of this 3111-nucleotide messenger RNA. The record is from the annotation of a GenBank genome assembly. NCBI's taxonomy places the organism in Eukaryota, Dinophyceae, Suessiales, Symbiodiniaceae.